This is a messenger RNA of Phaedon cochleariae (mustard beetle), 4014 nucleotides long. NCBI's taxonomy places the organism in Eukaryota, Metazoa, Arthropoda, Insecta, Coleoptera, Chrysomelidae. The record is from the annotation of a GenBank genome assembly.
AUGCUGCAAAUCAAUAAAAAAAUCGCAGCACCGCAGUGGGAGGAUGAUGUGGAAAUUGAGUUCUAUAGGGAAGUGAGUAACGGUCUAUGGUUGGAAGAUUCAACUGAUACUCUGGUGAACUAUUACGCUGAACAGGACGCCCAAGAGUUUCUCAGAUACCUUCUCGAAGGCCUUCAUAAAGAUGUGAAUAGGAUAACAGAAAGGUAUGAACUAAUCUUCACAGAAGUAGAUGAGAAACUUAGUGAUCAUGAAAAGGCCCAAGAGUCUUGGUCUAGGUAUUUGAGAAUAGAAAACUCGAUUUUUGUAGAAAAUUUUGUUGGUCAAUUGAAAUCAACUUUGAGAUGUUCCUAUUGUGGACAUUGCUCUAUGGAGUCGGCGGCGUUUUUCGACCAAAUAUCUGAAAAUCUACGAAGCGACAUUCCCCAACAUCUGGUUAACUUAUUAAUUGUAACUGGUUACGGUACUGCAGCCACGUUAAAAAACAUCACCAAAAGCGACAUCAAGGCUAUAGAAAAGUUUGCUCGAGAAAAAUUGCCCACCUUGGUUGCCAAAGAAGAGAGAGGGAAUUUUUAUGGUCCCCUCUAUUGUCAAAAACCAGAACAUUUCGUUUUGGUAGAUGGGUUCGUCAAUCUCAUCCUCCUUAUGAGGGAUUCUCUGAGACCAAAGAGUGAAUUCUUCAAGGAUGCUUCUACGAUGACCGAAAAAGUUAUGGAAUUAUGCGAAGGUACCCAUUCGAUUGGAAUACACCAUUCAACGUCAACUUUGGGUUGCUCUUCAGAUGGCGAGGUUGAUGCUGGAGUCAAUGGUUCUUCAAACAGUAACUCACUGAUUGCCGAGAAUGCAAAUGUUGCAAGAAUAGUGCGCACUUGGGCGAAGAAUCGUGUGGGUUCUGAAGAAUGGACCGCAAAACACAUUCAUUUCAAUAAUGUAUUUAACAACAUCAAAUAUGAGACAGCAUAUCACAACACUUCCGAGAAUGAUGGACUUAUAUGUAAGGUUACUUGCUGUUGCAAAAACUUCUUCAACGUCAGACAGUUUUCAAAAAAAUCAACAACAAAACCUCGGUGGGUUUUGUCAAAUUUUUAUAGCCACCUGCAGCAAAAACAUUUUACUGAUCAAGAUAAAUUACCCAACACAUGGAACAAAGACGGUGUAGAAAAAAACAAAAAAAAAACAGGAGAAGUCAUGAAAGAGAACAAGACUCAAACCAAAAUAACAGCAUUCACUACGGUCGAGACUACAGUUAUUCCAGAAGUGAUACCACCAGAUCCUCUACUAGACACUGAAAAUGUUAGUCUUUCAUCACCUGACAUAGUCGAUAAGACUGAAGUUAACAACAAACCGAAAAUAUUACAAUGUCUGAUGUUUGACAAUUUUAAAAUGACGAAGCGACAUACCACUGUUGGAGACAAAGAAAAUGUCUUAAAUAUAAGUUCCUUUACCCCUCAGCAAUCAUCUGAUUUGAAAAUAAGCAAUGUUCCAACGAAAAAUAUCACAAAUGUGCCUUCAGCAGAUUAUUCUCAAAAUAUCAAUAGAAUAACCGACAACACAGGUUUCACUAGCCCAGUGAGACCAAAUGUACCUCUAAUAGAUUGGCCAGACCAGGAGCAUGAAACAUCUGCUGAAACCUCUAGCAUGGUCAGCUCAACAGGAGACGAAGCAGGUCUUCAUCAGAUUCUCAAUAGCAUAGCCGGAGACACAUGUUUAGCUAGCCCAACAUUACGAGAUGUAGAUUGGUCAUAUCAGGAGCAUGAAAAAUUUGCUGAGAACUCAUGCACGACUAGAUCACAAGAAGAUUCGACACAUCUCCCAAAACAAACACUUGAACAGUAUCCUGAAAAUAUAGAUUUUGCACGCAGUUUGGUCAAGAUGGUUCCAGAAAGAGCUCUAGAGAUUGAUCAUUCGCAUUCUCAUUUUGAAAAUCAUCAGAGUCUGGCUCGAAAUAGUUCUGUUACUGAGAUUAUUUCAGAAAAAAUCGAUCAAAAUGACACAUGCCCCACAACAAAGCAGCGCUCAAUCAAAUGGAGAUCAAUCAAAUAUUCAAGGCUAGAAAGAGAGAGACGAAGACGUGAGGCUUCCGUUUCUUCAGAACAAACUGAAAUCACAAAAUUCUUCCCAAUUAUUGACAAAAUAUCCGAGACGCUAUCAGGUAAUCCAAAUAGUUUAUCUUUCCACAAUGACCCUACUGCCAGCACUAAUGCUUCGGACACAGAAACAAAGAAUGCAAAUUUAAGCAAAUUCUUGCAGGACAUAUUAGAGCAUGCGUUAAGAAAUAGUGACCCUAAGAAAAAGAACAGCUUCGAAAGUAACUUGAAACAAUUCGGAAUAUACAUUUAUUAUAUUGGUGGUAGACAACUAUACGAAACCUUGCACGCCAAUUUACAUAAUGUUCUACCAUGCAUAAGAACACUGCAAAAAUUUACAUUUCAACAGCGGAUCGGCUAUGAACCAGGUAAAUUAAAUAUGAGACAACUGAAUACUUUUUUGGAGAAGCGAAAUUUGAAGAAGGUAAUAUGGGUUUCUGAAGACUGCACAAGACUAACCAGCACAAUUGAAUAUGAUAGUACAACAAACAGUAUCUUUGGUUUUUCCUCUCCACUGGAGAAUGGUCUUCCGAUACCUCAUGCUUUCCAGGCAACGUCUUCCGAAAAAAUACAAAGUAUGUAUCGUAAUUCAUCAAAGGCAGAUUACGCUCUAAUCAUAGUAGCACAAGCAUUGGAGAACGAAGCACCACCGUUUUGUCUUAGUGUGUAUGGUACAGACAAUAAAUUCAAUGCUAGGGACGUGUCUCUGAGGUGGAAAAGCAUUAAAGAGGAAGCUGUUAGUUAUGGAAUAAGAGUUCUCGGUAUAUCUUCAGAUGGAGAUCCCAGAUUGCUCAAAGCAAUGAAAGUGGAGGCAGGCUUUAUAAAGGAUUCGACUUCUUGGACUCAUUUGGAUUAUUCUCACACUGAUACUUGCUAUUUGCAAGACAGCAUACAUAUAAUAGUCAAGCUCAAAAAUAAGUUUUUGGACCAUAAAACGAAUUUGAUUCUUGGAAAAUAUACUGCCAAAGUUGACGAUCUGAGUGAGUUGAUUAAAAAUUUUUCGAAAGACAAACAUCUUUUGACAUCUUCAAAUAUAAGCAACGAAGAUCGCAUGAACUAUGAAAAUGCAAGAAGAAUUUGCGAUCAAAGAGUAACUGACUUGCUUUCAAACGUACAAAAUACUAAUGGAACGAAAACAUUCCUCAAAAUCAUGAAUUACUUGAAUUCUGCGUUCGUAGAAAAAAGUUGUGAUCUCGAAGAAAUUGUGUACAAAACAUUUUUCUCAAUUUUUUUCCUGAGAAUUUGGAGGCAUUCAGUUAAAUUGAAUCAAGACUUGAAAUUACAACAAAAUUUCAUCACACUGAAUGCAUACACCUGCAUUGAGCUCAAUGGCGCAAUGUUGAUAAAAUUGAUACAUUUAUUUCAGACAGAUAACUCGUUGUAUCAGCAGAUGUUUCGACUCUGGUUGAUGAACAGCCAAGACUGCGAAACGACUUUCCGGCAUACAAGGUCUAUGGCACCAACCGAGACUACUGCAAUCAAUUUUACUCUGAAACAAUUGACCCACAAGCUCGAGAGAAUCCAGUACCUGAACAACCUGAAACACGACCUCAAAGACACAUACGUAUUUCCCAGAGAAACAAGAAAGCAACUGCUACAAGAGAAAUACGGCACUCUCAAUGUGUCAAACAUAGAUACAGACGGCAUUUUGAAAAAAUGUUUAGAAGACGCAAUUUCAGAAGCAGAAUCUUUGGAAAUGCCAGUUGAUGUGAAUGCUGUUUACACAUUGGAUAUCAACAUAGAGAGACCAGCUGAUAUGAUGACUAGCCAGGAUUUUGAGCAUGUGCUAAUUCGUCAAUACCCCAAACGGAAGAAGAAUAUCCCUGAUGGCCCGCCCUGUAUUCUCCUGCAUCCUACAUUCUUUCGCCUAGCGCCGAAGAUUUCUAAUGAUGGACCAAUAAGCUGGUAUGUAGACGGUGUAAAUUUAUGA